UAACUGAUCUGUCAAGUGUCACAUCUGUGGACAUGGGAAAUUAAGAAAAAAAAAUCCUUGAAAUUUUGAAAUUCAACAUUUGUUUUUGGUGAAUGUUGAUUUUGAUGAAGAGUACCGAGAAUCUUUUAAAAAGUAGAUUAUUAAUAAACUGUGAUUAUACUCAAUUCACGUUUACUUGGAAAUUGAUUGUUAUAAUGUCCACAAAAUUAAGGCAUUCCAAUUCUGAAAUGAUUUGUUUGUAUUCACAUUUCACGUCUUUGGUAGACAUCCAAAGAAAUUAUCAUGUGUGAACCUAUAAUUGAAAACGUUUACAAAAUCCUAAAGGCAUUUUUCAAGGGGUCAUGAUUUUUGUUUGUACAAUUUAUUUGGUGUAUGUUGAAGAAAAAUGGAAAGCUUUGCAAAACUACGACAAGAACUGGAUACUUUGGGAUAUACAGAAACUUUGAAAAUCGAGAGUUUACCUUUAGUUCAAAGACUCCUUUCAGAUUUGAAAGUCACUACUGAAAAUUUGAAGAAAUAUAUGACUGUAUCUCAGCAGGCUUUGGAGGAGAGAGACAAUUUGUUGUUGGGAGCAGAACCAUACAAGUGUGAUAAUGCUAAACUCAUUAGGGAAUGUAAUGAAUUACAUUUAGCUUUCAUUCAUUUCAAGGAACAACAUGAAAAGACCCAAAAGGAUUUGAAAACACAAGUUUUAUUACUGGAAAAUCAGCUCACAGAUUGUAGCAUUGAAAAACAGAAGCUAGCUCAGAAGGUGAAAGACUUACAACUAAUUACUCAUAAGCAACCAAUGUCUUCCAGAACUAAAAGUACCAGUAAGAAUGACAAUUUCCAACUAAAUAGUGCAAUGGCAAUAGCUGAUAAAAAAAUUGCCAGUCUCAGUAAAGAAAUACAAAAAUUGAAAGAGGAACAGUUUCAAUAUGUUAAGGAUAAGGACUUCUUUAAGACACAGCUACAUACACGUGAUGAAGAAAUAGAUAGAUUGAAUAAAUUAUUGGAAGGUGGUAGAACCACAAAAGUGUUGAGUAAAGACUGUUGUUACAAAAAUAUUGACAACAAAAUUGGCUCCCUCCAAGAUGAAAUAAAUAGCUUGAAGAGGCAGAAAAACCUAUUGCAGAAUCAAUUAAAAGAGGCCACUGCAAAACAACAUGAAGCAAUGAGGAGAGCCAUACAUUUGGCAGAAAGGAAUAAGCAGUUGGAAAAUGAGAUGAAAGAUAUCGAUCAGAUUGCUCUGGCAGUAGAAGCGGAAUGUAAUGAUACAGUGAAGGAUAAUGCUGAAAAAGUAACAAGGUUACAAGACAAAUUGAAUGAAUCUGUUAUAAAAAUGCAAAAUUUGGAGAGGGAAAAUGUUAAAUUGACACUUGACAAAAAAGAGCUUUCUGCUGAAUUGGACGCUGUCAGAUUGGAAAAGAAAAAAUUGCAAACCUUGAUCGAAAGUGAGGCUGAUGAAAAAAAGCGACUGACGGAUAGAUUCAAUAAUUUCACAAUAAUAGAGCAUGAUUUAAAUAUGGAAAUAGAUCGAUUGCUAAGAAUUUCCGGGGAACAGAAACGAAAAAUUGCAGAGUUGGAGUGUCAAGUGACUGCUGCAAAAAUUCAAGAUAAUGACCACAAAAUCUUUCCGGGUUCGCAAUUCGCUGGGGCUGACUCGAGAAGAAAAACUUCAGACGAUACUGACAAAUCUUCCAAAAAACUGUCAAGGCCUGGUCUGACCGUAUCAGAAUCCAGCACCAAAUCGAAAACUGCCGCUACAUCGAAAACCCAACACAAAAAGACCUGCAGGAAAUCUUCCAUUCUCAAACAGUCUUCAGCUAUUAGAGAAUCGGACGAUGAAAAAUCGCCAAAUUCGCAAAUUCUGAAUGGCAAACAGGCUGGCAAAUGUUGCUGCGAAGCAGGAAGUUGCGUCAAAACUAUGAAAGAGUUGUUAGACAAAGAAAUGGAAUACAGACAAGAACAGGCAAUGCAACAAAUAGACAGUCUGAGACAGGAAAAGGAGUAUUAUAUGAAAGAGUACCAUAAAGUGCUUGAAGAAAUCAGGUCUAGGCCUGGCCAAGAAAAAUCUAAUAAGUAUCAAGAAAGAAUCGAAGAACUUCUCAACGGUAUGAAAGAAAAGGACCUAACAAUUUCAGCUUUUCAGAAUGAAAUUAGGACUUUGAACAAUGAAAAGUAUUCCUUGUCUGCUAGAGUGGACAGUCAAAGUAAACAGACUUCUGAAACUGAGCUCGACGGUAUCUGUCAGAAAACAAGUUGUAGAAGGAAAGCAAGGGAAUUGGAAGUACAUAAAGAGGAGUUGAAACAUAUUGAAAAGGAGAAUAAUUCCUUGAAAAUCAAGAUACAAGCACUGAACGAAACGACAGUGUUCGACCAAGAACGGAUGAAGAAGGCUUUCCAAGAAAUGGAAGGUCACAUUUUGAAACUUGAAAACGAAAGAAGAGACUUAGUAGUUAGCCAAUGUACCAGCAGAUCUAAUGUCACUCAGCUAGAAGAAGAUUGUAACUUACUCAGAGAACAGCUGAGAUCUACAAAGAAUGAAUUGAACAAUCAAAAAGCUAAUUACAAUCAAUUGAAAAUCCUUCAUGAUCAAACUGAGAGGGCUUUGAACGAGGCUCAGACCCGGCUGCUUAGAGCGGAGACCGAGUUGCAGAGCUCUCAGACGAAAAUAAGCUCGACACACCGAGAGACCGCUGGAUACGAGCGGGAAAUCGGCAAGCUACAGGGCGAUAUCGAAGUCAUGAAGAUGCAGCUUUCCAAAAUAGAUAAAGACAAGGAUGAACUACUGAAUGUGGUGGAUGCAAAGACCGAGAAAAUAGACUUUCUGGAGGGUCAGUUGAAGGAAAAGAAGAAUCUCAUCCAGUCUUUGGAAAGUGAAGUUAAGGAUCUGAGAAGGAAAGUGGGUAAAAUAUCUGAUGAAACGAAUAGUCAGGAUCUACAACUAAGGUCAUCGAAGCAAGAAUUAGCUAUGCUCCAGAAAGAUUAUGAAGCUGAGAAGAAGUUCAAAGAAUCUGCCGUACAAGAAAACAAGAGACUGCAAGAUGAUUUGGCAAGCGUGACACGUGACUGUAGGGAAGCGCGAAAAGAAUUGGAGAUAUCAACCAGGCAAGUCGAGGAUUUGAAGCGACAGCUUCAACAUUACGUGGCUGAAGUAAAAAGAACCGAAGACCUCAUAUCUCAUAAGAUGGCCGAGUUAGCCAGUCAAGUGGCCAGCUUGGAAAUGCAGUUGAAACAGGGCAGUUCUCAGUCUGACAGGUACAUGACAGAACUGAAACAGCUGAAGGAUCUCUGCUUGAAGCUCGACACCGAAAAAGACGAGCUGAAGCAUGAAUUGAGGAGUAAAGACGAACAAAAAAGUUCGCUAGAAAGAGAAAACAAAGAUCUGAGGAGUGCUUUGGACAAGGACCAAAGCAGUUUGGACGGAGUGGAAAAGCUUCUCAACGAUGCUAGACAAGAGGUGAUAGAGCAUAGGCUGUUGAACCAGGAUCUGCAAUCGGAAAUUAUCAAAAUGAGGUCCCAAAUUCAGGAACUCCAGGACAAACUAGCGACCACCGGCGAACAGUUAGAUCUGUACCAGGAGAAGGCUUUCGAAUACAGCCAGCAAAAUAAACAAUUGCGCAGGGAGGUGGCCAAUGAGAGGUUCGCUAGAGCGAGAGACGAUGACGCUAAAAGAUAUCCAUCUCUAUGAGUGACUGAAAGUUGUGUAGAGUGUAGAAUGUGAUUUUUUUAACUGCUUUAUUGAUUGUCUUGGAUGAUUUUUUUCGUGGAUUUUAACUAUUUAUUAUUUUGAAAGUGUUAUUUGUAUUUUUGUAUUGAUGUGCUUGAGAAUCUUAUAUUUUUACAAUAUUUUUACGCAACGA
This is a messenger RNA of Phaedon cochleariae (mustard beetle), 3845 nucleotides long. NCBI's taxonomy places the organism in Eukaryota, Metazoa, Arthropoda, Insecta, Coleoptera, Chrysomelidae. The record is from the annotation of a GenBank genome assembly.